GAACGGCUGCGCAGGAACGGCUGCGCAGGAACGGCUGCGCAGGAACGGCUGCGCAGGAACGGCUGCGCAGGAACGGCUGCGCAGGAACGGCUGCGCAGGAACGGCUGCGCAGGAACGGCUGCGCAGGAACGGCUGCGCAGGAACGGCUGCGCAGGAACGGCUGCGCAGAAACGGCUGCGCAGUAAAGGCUGCGCAGAAACGGCUGCGCAGAAACGGCUGCGCAGGAACGGCUGCGCAGGAACGGCUGCGCAGGAACGGCUGCGCAGGAACGGCUGCGCAGAAACGGCUGCGCAGAAGCGGCUGCGCAGGAGCGGCUGCGCAGGAGCGGCUGCGCAGGAGCGGCUGCGCAGGAGCGGCUGCGCAGGAGCGGCUGCGCAGAAACGGCUGCGCAGGAGCGGCUGCGCCGAAGCGGCUGCGCAGGAGCGGCUGCGCAGGAGCGGCUGCGCAGGAGCGGCUGCGCAGAAGCGGCUGCGCAGAAGCGGCUGCGCAGAAGCGGCUGCGCAGAAGCGGCUGCGCAGAAGCGGCUGCGCAGAAGCGGCUGCGCAGAAGCGGCUGCGCAGAAGCGGCUGCGCAGAAGCGGCUGCGCAGAAGCGGCUGCGCAGAAGCGGCUGCGCAGAAGCGGCUGCGCAGAAGCGGCUGCGCAGAAGCGGCUGCGCAGAAGCGGCUGCGCAGAAGCGGCUGCGCAGAAGCGGCUGCGCAGAAGCGGCUGCGCAGAAGCGGCUGCGCAGAAACGGCUGCGAACGGCUGCGCAGGAACGGCUGCGCAGGAACGGCUGCGCAGGAACGGCUGCGCAGGAACGGCUGCGCAGGAACGGCUGCGCAGGAACGGCUGCGCAGGAACGGCUGCGCAGGAACGGCUGCGCAGGAACGGCUGCGCAGGAACGGCUGCGCAGGAACGGCUGCGCAGGAACGGCUGCGCAGGAACGGCUGCGCAGGAACGGCUGCGCAGGAACGGCUGCGCAGUAACGGCUGCGCAGGAACGGCUGCGCAGGAACGGCUGCGCAGGAACGGCUGCGCAGAACGGCUGCGCAGGAACGGCUGCGCAGGAACGGCUGCGCAGGAACGGCUGCGCAGGAACGGCUGCGCAGGAACGGCUGCGCAGGAACGGCUGCGCAGGAACGGCUGCGCAGGAACAGCUGCGCAGGAACUGCUGCGCAGGAACAGCUGCGCAGGAACGGCUGCGCAGGAACGGCUGCGCAGGAACGGCUGCGCAGGAACGGCUGCGCAGGAACGGCUGCGCAGGAACGGCUGCGCAGGAACGGCUGCGCAGAAACGGCUGCGCAGGAACGGCUGCGCAGGAACGGCUGCGCAGGAACGGCUGCGCAGGAACGGCUGCGCAGGAACGGCUGCGCAGGAACGGCUGCGCAGGAACGGCUGCGCAGGAACGGCUGCGCAGGAACGGCUGCGCAGGAACGGCUGCGCAGGAACGGCUGCGCAGGAACGGCUGCGCAGGAACGGCUGCGCAGAAACGGCUGCGCAGAAACGGCUGCGCAGAAACGGCUGCGCAGAAACGGCUGCGCAGAAGCGGGUGCGCAGAAGCGGGUGCGCAGAAGCGGGUGCGCAGAAGCGGGUGCGCAGAAGCGGGUGCGCAGAAGCGGGUGCGCAGAAGCGGGUGCGCAGAAGCGGGUGCGCAGAAGCGGGUGCGCAGAAGCGGGUGCGCAGAAGCGGGUGCGCAGAAGCGGGUGCGCAGAAGCGGAAACGGCUGCGCAGAAACGGCUGCGCAGAAACGGCUGCGCAGAAACAGCUAGGCAGAAACGGCUGCGCAGAAACGGCUGCGCAGGAACGGCUGCGCAGGAACAGCUGCGCAGAAGCAGCUGCGCAGAAGCAGCUGCGCAGAAACGGCAGCGCAGAAACGGCUGCGCAGAAGCGGCUGCGCAGGAGCGGCUGCGCAGGAGCGGCUGCGCAGGAGCGGCUGCGCAGGAGCGGCUGCGCCGAAGCGGCUGCGCCGAAGCGGCUGCGCCGAAGCGGCUGCGCAGAAGCAUCUGCGCAGAAGCGGCUGCGCAGAAGCGGCUGCGCAGAAGCGGCUGCGCAGAAGCGGCUGCGCAGAAGCGGCUGCGCAGAAGCGGCUGCGCAGAAGCGGCUGCGCAGAAGCGGCUGCGCAGAAGCGGCUGCGCAGAAGCGGCUGCGCAGAAGCGGCUGCGCAGAAGCGGCUGCGCAGAAGCGGCUGCGCAGAAACGGCUGCGCAGGAACGGCUGCGCAGAAACGGCUGCGCAUAAACGGCUGCGCAGAAACGGCUGCGCAGAAACGGCUGCGCAUAAACGGCUGCGCAGGAACGGCUGCGCAGGAACGGCUGCGCAGGAACGGCUGCGCAGGAACGGCUGCGCAGGAACGGCUGCGCAGGAACGGCUGCGCAGGAACGGCUGCGCAGGAACGGCUGCGCAGGAACGGCUGCGCAGGAACGGCUGCGCAGGAACGGCUGCGCAGGAACGGCUGCGAACGGCUGCGCAGGAACGGCUGCGCAGAAGCGGCUGCGCAGAAGCGGCUGCGCAGAAGCGGCUGCGCAGAAGCGGCUGCGCAGAAGCGGCUGCGCAGAAGCGGCUGCGCAGAAGCGGCUGCGCAGAAGCGGCUGCGCAGAAGCGGCUGCGCAGAAGCGGCUGCGCAGAAGCGGCUGCGCAGAAGCGGCUGCGCAGAAGCGGCUGCGCAGAAGCGGCUGCGCAGAAGCGGCUGCGCAGAAGCGGCUGCGCAGAAGCGGCUGCGCAGAAGCGGCUGCGCAGAAGCGGCUGCGCAGAAACGGCUGCGCAGAAGCGGCUGCGCAGAAGCGGCUGCGCAGAAGCGGCUGCGCAGAAACGGCUGCGCAGAAACGGCUGCGCAGAAACGGCUGCGCAGAAACGGCUGCGCAGAAACGGCUGCGCAGAAACGGCUGCGCAGAAACGGCUGCGCAGAAACGGCUGCGCAGAAACGGCUGCGCAGAAACGGCUGCGCAGAAACGGCUAGGCAGAAACGGCUGCGCAGAAACGGCUGCGCAGAAACGGCUGCGCAUAAACGGCUGCGCAUAAACGGCUGCGCAGGAACGGCUGCGCAGGAACGGCUGCGCAGGAACGGCUGCGCAGGAACGGCUGCGCAGGAACGGCUGCGCAGGAACAGCUGCGCAGGAACAGCUGCGCAGGAACAGCUGCGCAGAAACAGCUGCGCAGGAACAGCUGCGCAGGAACAGCUGCGCAGGAACAGCUGCGCAGGAACAGCUGCGCAGGAACAGCUGCGCAGGAACAGCUGCGCAGGAACAGCUGCGCAGGAACAGCUGCGCAGGAACAGCUGCGCAGAAACAGCUGCGCAGGAACAGCUGCGCAGGAACAGCUGCGCAGGAACAGCUGCGCAGGAACAGCUGCGCAGGAACAGCUGCGCAGGAACUGCUGCGCAGAAACAGCUGCGCAGGAACAGCUGCGCAGGAACAGCUGCGCAGAAACAGCUGCGCAGGAACAGCUGCGCAGGAACAGCUGCGCAGGAACAGCUGCGCAGGAACGGCUGCGCAGGAACGGCUGCGCAGGAACGGCUGCGCAGGAACGGCUGCGCAGGAACGGCUUCGCAGGAACGGCUUCGCAGGAACGGCUGCGCAGGAACGGCUGCGCAGAAGCGGCUGCGCAGAAGCGGCUGCGCAGAAGCGGCUGCGCAGAAGCGGGUGCGCAGAAGCGGGUGCGCAGAAGCGGGUGCGCAGAAGCGGGUGCGCAGAAGCGGGUGCGCAGAAGCGGGUGCGCAGAAGCGGGUGCGCAGAAGCGGGUGCGCAGAAGCGGGUGCGCAGAAGCGGGUGCGCAGAAGCGGGUGCGCAGAAGCGGGUGCGCAGAAGCGGGUGCGCAGAAGCGGGUGCGCAGAAGCGGGUGCGCAGAAGCGGGUGCGCAGAAGCGGGAACGGCUGCGCAGGAACGGCUGCGCAGGAACGGCUGCGCAGGAACGGCUGCGCAGGAACGGCUGCGCAGAAGCGGCUGCGCAGAAACGGCAGCGCAGAAGCGGCUGCGCAGAAGCGGCUGCGCAGAAACGGCUGCGCAGAAGCGGCUGCGCAGAAGCGGCUGCGCAGAAACGGCUGCGCAGAAGCGGCUGCGCAGAAGCGGCUGCGCAGAAGCGGCUGCGCAGAAGCGGCUGCGCAGAAGCGGCUGCGCAGAAGCGGCUGCGCAGAAGCGGCUGCGCAGAAGCGGCUGCGCAGAAGCGGCUGCGCAGAAGCGGCUGCGCAGAAGCGGCUGCGCAGAAGCGGCUGCGCAGGAACGGCUGCGCAGGAACGGCUGCGCAGGAACGGCUGCGCAGGAACGGCUGCGCAGGAACGGCUUCGCAGGAACGGCUUCGCAGGAACGGCUGCGCAGGAACGGCUGCGCAGGAACGGCUGCGCAGGAACGGCUGCGCAGGAACGGCUGCGCAGGAACGGCUGCGCAGGAACGGCUGCGCAGGAACGGCUGCGCAGGAACGGCUGCGCAGGAACGCCUGCGCAGGAACGCCCUGCGCAGGAACGCCUGCGCAGUAACGGCUGCGCAGGAACGGCUGCGCAGGAACGGCUGCGCAGGAACGGCUGCGCAGGAACGGCUGCGCAGGAACGGCUGCGCAGAAACGCCUGCGCAGUAACGGCUGCGCAGGAACGGCUGCGCAGGAACGGCUGCGCAGGAACGGCUGCGCAGAAACGCCUGCGCAGUAACGGCUGCGCAGGAACGGCUGCGCAGGAACGGCUGCGCAGGAACGGCUGCGCAGGAACGGCUGCGCAGGAACGGCUGCGCAGAAACGACUGCGCAGAAACGGCUGCGCAGAAACGGCUGCGCACAAGCGGCUGCGCAGAAGCGGCUGCGCAGAAGCGGCUGCGCAGAAGCGGCUGCGCAGAAGCGGCUGCGCAGAAGCGGCUGCGCAGAAGCGGCUGCGCAGAAGCGGCUGCGCAGAAGCGGCUGCGCAGAAGCGGCUGCGCAGAAGCGGCUGCGCAGAAGCGGCUGCGCAGAAGCGGCUGCGCAGAAGCGGCUGCGCAGAAGCGGCUGCGCAGAAGCGGCUGCGCAGAAGCGGCUGCGCAGAAGCGGCUGCGCAGAAACGGCUGCAAACAGCUAGGCAGAAACAGCUGCGCAGAAACAGCUGCGCAGGAACAGCUGCGCAGGAACUGCUGCGCAGGAACUGCUGCGCAGGAACGGCUGCGCAGGAACGGCUGCGCAGGAACGGCUGCGCAGGAACGGCUGCGCAGGAACGGCUGCGCAGCAACGGCUGCGCAGCAACGGCUGCGCAGGAACGGCUGCGCAGGAACGGCUGCGCAGGAACGGCUGCGCGGAAACGGCUGCGCGGAAGCGGCUGCGCGGAAGCGGCUGCGCGGAAGCGGCUGCGCGGAAGCGGCUGCGCGGAAGCGGCUGCGCGGAAACGGCUGCGCGGAAGCGGCUGCGCGGAAGCGGCUGCGCGGAAGCGGCUGCGCGGAAGCGGCUGCGCGGAAGCGGCUGCGCGGAAACGGCUGCGCGGAAGCGGCUGCGCAGAAGCGGCUGCGCAGAAGCGGCUGCGCAGAAGCGGCUGCGCAGAAGCGGCUGCGCAGAAGCGGCUGCGCAGAAGCGGCUGCGCAGAAGCGGCUGCGCAGAAACGGCUGCGCAGAAACGGCUGCGCAGAAACGGCUGCGCAGAAACGGCUGCGCAGAAACGGCUGCGCAGAAACGGCUGCGCAUAAACGGCUGCGAACGGCUGCGCAGGAACGGCUGCGCAGGAACGGCUGCGCAGGAACGGCUGCGCAGGAACGGCUGCGCAGGAACUGCUGCGCAGGAACUGCUGCGCAGGAACUGCUGCGCAGGAACGGCUGCGCAGGAACGGCUGCGCAGGAACGGCUGCGCAGGAACGGCUGCGCAGGAACGGCUGCGCAGGAACGGCUGCGCAGAACGGCUGCGCAGGAACGGCUGCGCAGGAACGGCUGCGCAGGAACGGCUGCGCAGGAACGGCUGCGCAGGAACGGCUGCGCAGGAACGGCUGCGCAGGAACGGCUGCGCAGGAACGGCUGCGCAGGAACGGCUGCGCAGGAACGGCUGCGCAGGAACGGCUGCGCAGGAACGGCUGCGCAGGAACGGCUGCGCAGGAACGGCUGCGCAGGAGCGGCUGCGCAGGAGCGGCUGCGCAGAAGCGGCUGCGCAGAAGCGGCUGCGCAGAAGCGGCUGCGCAGAAGCGGCUGCGCAGAAGCGGCUGCGCAGAAGCGGCUGCGCAGAAGCGGCUGCGCAGAAGCGGCUGCGCAGAAGCGGCUGCAAGCGGCUGCGCAGAAGCGGCUGCGCAGAAGCGGCUGCGCAGGAACAGCUGCGCAGAAGCGGCUGCGCAGAAGCGGCUGCGCAGGAACGGCUGCGCAGGAACGGCUGCGCAGGAACGGCUGCGCAGGAACGGCUGCGCAGGAACGGCUGCGCAGGAACGGCUGCGCAGGAACGGCUGCGCAGGAACGGCUGCGCAGGAACGGCUGCGCAGGAACGGCUGCGCAGGAACGGCUGCGCAGGAACGGCUGCGCAGGAACGGCUGCGCAGAAACGGCUGCGCAGGAACGGCUGCGCAGGAACGGCUGCGCAGGAACGGCUGCGCAGGAACGGCUGCGCAGGAACGGCUGCGCAGGAACGGCUGCGCAGGAACGGCUGCGCAGGAACGGCUGCGCAGGAACGGCUGCGCAGAAGCGGCUGCGCAGAAGCGGCUGCGCAGAAGCGGCUGCGCAGAAGCGGCUGCGCAGAAGCGGCUGCGCAGAAGCGGCUGCGCAGAAGCGGCUGCGCAGAAGCGGCUGCGCAGAAGCGGCUGCGCAGAAGCGGCUGCGCAGAAGCGGCUGCGCAGAAGCGGCUGCGCAGAAGCGGCUGCGCAGAAGCGGCUGCGCAGAAGCGGCUGCGCAGAAGCGGCUGCGCAGAAGCGGCUGCGCAGAAGCGGCUGCGCAGAAGCGGCUGCGCAGAAGCGGCUGCGCAGAAGCGGCUGCGCAGAAGCGGCUGCGCAGAAGCGGCUGCGCAGAAGCGGCUGCGCAGGAACGGCUGCGGAGAAGCGGCUGCGCAGGAACAGCUGCGCAGGAACAGCUGCGCAGGAACAGCUGCGCAGGAACAGCUGCGCAGGAACAGCUGCGCAGAAACGGCUGCGCAGAAACGGCUGCGCAGGAACGGCUGCGCAGGAACGGCUGCGCAGGAACGGCUGCGCAGGAACGGCUGCGCAGGAACGGCUGCGCAGGAACGGCUGCGCAGGAACGGCUGCGCAGGAACGGCUGCGCAGGAACGGCUUCGCAGGAACGGCUUCGCAGGAACGGCUGCGCAGGAACGGCUGCGCAGGAACGGCUGCGCAGGAACGGCUGCGCAGGAACGGCUGCGCAGGAACGGCUGCGCAGGAACGGCUGCGCAGGAACGGCUGCGCAGGAACGGCUGCGCAGGAACGGCUGCGCAGGAACGGCUGCGCAGAAGCGGCUGCGCAGAAGCGGCUGCGCAGAAGCGGCUGCGCAGAAGCGGCUGCGCAGAAGCGGCUGCGCAGAAGCGGCUGCGCAGAAGCGGCUGCGCAGAAGCGGCUGCGCACAAAGCGGCUGCGCACAAAGCGGCUGCGCACAAAGCGGCUGCGCACAAAGCGGCUGCGCAGAAGCGGCUGCGCAGAAGCGGCUGCGCAGAAGCGGCUGCGCAGAAGCGGCUGCGCAGAAGCGGCUGCGCAGAAGCGGCUGCGCAGAAGCGGCUGCGCAGAAGCGGCUGCGCAGAAGCGGCUGCGCAUAAACGGCUGCGCAGAAACGGCUGCGCAUAAACGGCUGCGCAUAAACGGCUGCGCAGGAACAGCUGCGCAGGAACGGCUGCGCAGGAACGGCUGCGCAGGAACGGCUGCGCAGGAACGGCUGCGCAGGUACGGCUGCGCAGGAACGGCUGCGCAGGAACGGCUGCGCAGGAACGGCUGCGCAGGAACGGCUGCGCAGAAACGGCUGCGCAGGAACGGCUGCGCAGGAACGGCUGCGCAGGAACGGCUGCGCAGGAACGGCUGCGCAGGAACGGCUGAGCAGGAACGGCUGCGCAGGAACGGCUGCGCAGGAACGGCUGCGCAGGAACGGCUGCGCAGGAACGGCUGCGAAGGAACGGCUGCGCAGAAACGGCUGCGCAGUAACGGCUGCGCAGGAACGGCUGCGCGGAAACGGCUGCGCGGGAACGGCUGCGCGGGAACGGCUGCGCGGGAACGGCUGCGCGGAAACGGCUGCGCGGAAACGGCUGCGCGGGAACGGCUGCGCAGAAGCGGCUGCGCAGAAGCGGCUGCGCAGAAGCGGCUGCGCAGAAGCGGCUGCGCAGAAGCGGCUGCGCAGAAGCGGCUGCGCAGAAGCGGCUGCGCAGAAGCGGCUGCGCAGAAGCGGCUGCGCAGAAGCGGCUGCGCAGAAGCGGCUGCGCAGAAGCGGCUGCGCAGAAGCGGCUGCGCAGAAGCGGCUGCGCAGAAGCGGCUGCGCAGAAGCGGCUGCGCAGAAGCGGCUGCGCAGAAGCGGCUGCGCAGAAGCGGCUGCGCAGAAGCGGCUGCGCAGAAGCGGCUGCGCAGAAGCGGCUGCGCAGAAGCGGCUGCGCAGAAGCGGCUGCGCAGAAGCGGCUGCGCAGGAACGUCUGCGCAGGAACGUCUGCGCAGGAACGUCUGCGCAGGAACGUCUGCGCAGGAACGUCUGCGCAGGAACGGCUGCGCAGGAACGGCUGCGCAGGAACGGCUGCGCAGGAACGGCUGCGCAGGAACGGCUGCGCAGGAACGGCUGCGCAGGAACGGCUGCGCAGGAACGGCUGCGCAAAACGGCUGCGCAGGAACGGCUGCGCAGGAACGGCUGCGCAGGAACGGCUGCGCAGAAGCGGCUGCGCAGAAGCGGCUGCGCAGAAGCGGCUGCGCAGAAGCGGCUGCGCAGAAGCGGCUGCGCCGAAGCGGCUGCGCCGAAGCGGCUGCGCAGAAGCGGCUGCGCAGAAGCGGCUGCGCAGAAGCGGCUGCGCAGAAGCGGCUGCGCAGAAGCGGCUGCGCAGAAGCGGCUGCGCAGAAGCGGCUGCGCAGAAGCGGCUGCGCAGAAGCGGCUGCGCAGAAGCGGCUGCGCAGAAGCGGCUGCGCAGAAGCGGCUGCGCAGAAGCGGCUGCGCAGAAGCGGCUGCGCAGAAGCGGCUGCGCAGAAGCGGCUGCGCAGAAGCGGCUGCGCAGAAGCGGCUGCGCAGAAGCGGCUGCGCAGAAGCGGCUGCGCAGAAGCGGCUGCGCAGAAGCGGCUGCGCAGAAGCGGCUGCGCAGAAGCGGCUGCGCAGAAGCGGCUGCGCAGCGGCUGCGCAGGAGCGGCUGCGCAGGAGCGGCUGCGCAGAAACGGCUGCGCAGAAACGGCUGCGCAGAAACGGCUAGGCAGAAACGGCUGCGCAGAAACGGCUGCGCAGAAACGGCUGCGCAUAAACGGCUGCGAACGGCUGCGCAGGAACGGCUGCGCAGGAACGGCUGCGCAGGAACGGCUGCGCAGGAACGGCUGCGCAGGAACGGCUGCGCAGGAACGGCUGCGCACGAACGGCUGCGCAGGAACGGCUGCGCAGGAACGGCUGCGCAGGAACGGCUGCGCAGGAACGGCUGCGCAGGAACGGCUGCGCAGGAACGGCUGCGCAGGAACGGCUGCGCAGGAACGGCUGCGCAGGAACGGCUGCGCAGGAACGGCUGCGCAGGAACGGCUGCGCAGUAACGGCUGCGCAGUAACGGCUGCGCAGGAACGGCUGCGCAGGAACGGCUGCGCAGGAACGGCUGCGCAGGAACGGCUGCGCAGGAACGGCUGCGCAGAAGCGGCUGCGCAGAAGCGGCUGCGCAGAAGCGGCUGCGCAGAAGCGGCUGCGCAGAAGCGGCUGCGCAGAAGCGGCUGCGCAGAAGCGGCUGCGCAGAAGCGGCUGCGCCGAAGCGGCUGCGCCGAAGCGGCUGCGCAGAAGCGGCUGCGCAGAAGCGGCUGCGCAGAAGCGGCUGCGCAGAAGCGGCUGCGCAGAAGCGGCUGCGCAGAAGCGGCUGCGCAGAAGCGGCUGCGCAGAAGCGGCUGCGCAGAAGCGGCUGCGCAGAAGCGGCUGCGCAGAAGCGGCUGCGCAGAAGCGGCUGCGCAGAAGCGGCUGCGCAGAAGCGGCUGCGCAGAAGCGGCUGCGCAGAAGCGGCUGCGCAGAAGCGGCUGCGCAGAAGCGGCUGCGCAGAAGCGGAUGCGCAGAAGCGGCUGCGCAGAAGCGGCUGCGCAGAAGCGGCUGCGCAGAAGCGGCUGCGCAGAAGCGGCUGCGCAGAAGCGGCUGCGCAGAAGCGGCUGCGCAGAAGCGGCUGCGCAGAAGCGGCUGCGCAGAAGCGGCUGCGCAGAAACGGCUGCGCAGAAACGGCUAGGAACAGCUGCGCAGGAACAGCUGCGCAGGAACAGCUGCGCAGGAACAGCUGCGCAGGAACAGCUGCGCAGGAACAGCUGCGCACGAACAGCUGCGCAGGAACAGCUGCGCAGGAACAGCUGCGCAGGAACAGCUGCGCAGGAACAGCUGCGCAGGAACAGCUGCGCAGGAACAGCUGCGCAGGAACAGCUGCGCACGAACGGCUGCAAGCGGCUGCGCAGAAGCGGCUGCGCAGAAGCGGCUGCGCAGAAGCGGCUGCGCAGGAACAGCUGCGCAGAAGCGGGCUGCGCAGAAGCGGCUGCGCAGGAACGGCUGCGCAGGAACGGCUGCGCAGGAACGGCUGCGCAGGAACGGCUGCGCAGGAACGGCUGCGCAGGAACGGCUGCGCAGGAACGGCUGCGCAGGAACGGCUGCGCAGGAACGGCUGCGCAGGAACGGCUGCGCAGGAACGGCUGCGCAGGAACGGCUGCGCAGGAACGGCUGCGCAGGAACGGCUGCGCACGAACGGCUGCGCAGGAACGGCUGCGCAGGAACGGCUGCGCAGGAACGGCUGCGCAGGAACGGCUGCGCAGGAACGGCUGCGCAGGAACGGCUGCGCAGGAACUGCUGCGCAGGAACGGCUGCGCAGGAACGGCUGCGCAGGAACGGCUGCGCAGGAACGGCUGCGCAGAAGCGGCUGCGCAGAAGCGGCUGCGCAGAAUCGGCUGCGCAGAAGCGGCUGCGCAGAAGCGGCUGCGCAGAAGCGGCUGCGCAGAAGCGGCUGCGCAGAAGCGGCUGCGCAGAAGCGGCUGCGCAGAAGCGGCUGCGCAGAAGCGGCUGCGCAGAAGCGGCUGCGCAGAAGCGGCUGCGCAGAAGCGGCUGCGCAGAAGCGGCUGCGCAGAAGCGGCUGCGCAGAAGCGGCUGCGCAGAAGCGGCUGCGCAGAAGCGGCUGCGCAGAAGCGGCUGCGCAGAAGCGGCUGCGCAGAAGCGGCUGCGCAGAAGCGGCUGCGCAGAAGCGGCUGCGCAGAAGCGGCUGCGCAGAAGCGGCUGCGCAGAAGCGGCUGCGCAGAAGCGGCUGCGCAGAAGCGGCUGCGCAUAAACGGCUGCGCAGGAACGGCUGCGCAGGAACGGCUGCGCAGGAACGGCUGCGCAGGAACGGCUGCGCAGGAACGGCUGCGCAGGAACGGCUGCGCGGGAACGGCUGCGCGGGAACGGCUGCGCGGGAACGGCUGCGCGGGAACGGCUGCGCGGGAACGGCUGCGCGGGAACGGCUGCGCGGGAACGGCUGCGCAGGAACGGGCAGGAACGGCUGCGCAGGAACGGCUGCGCAGGAACGGCUGCGCAGGAACGGCUGCGCAGGAACGGCUGCGCAGGAACGGCUGCGCAGGAACGGCUGCGCAGGAACGGCUGCGCAGGAACGGCUGCGCAGGAACGGCUGCGCAGGAACGGCUGCGCAGAAGCGGGUGCGCAGAAGCGGGUGCGCAGAAGCGGGUGCGCAGAAGCGGGUGCGCAGAAUCGGGUGCGCAGAAUCGGGUGCGCAGAAGCGGGUGCGCAGAAGCGGGUGCGCAGAAGCGGGUGCGCAGAAGCGGCUGCGCAGAAGCGGGUGCGCAGAAGCGGGUGCGCAGAAGCGGGUGCGCAGAAGCGGGUGCGCAGAAGCGGGUGCGCAGAAGCGGGUGCGCAGAAGCGGGUGCGCAGAAGCGGGUGCGCAGAAGCGGGUGCGCAGAAGCGGGUGCGCAGAAGCGGAAACGGCUGCGCCGAAACGGCUGCGCCGAAACGGCUGCGCCGAAACGGCUGCGCAGAAACGGCUGCGCAGAAACAGCUAGGCAGAAACAGCUAGGCAGAAACAGCUGCGCAGGAACGGCUGCGCAGGAACGGCUGCGCAGAAACGGCUGCGCAGAAGCGGCUGCGCAGAAGCGGCUGCGCAGAAACGGCUGCGCAGAAGCGGCUGCGCAGAAGCGGCUGCGCAGAAGCGGCUGCGCAGAAGCGGCUGCGCAGAAGCGGCUGCGCAGAAGCGGCUGCGCAGAAGCGGCUGCGCAGAAGCGGCUGCGCAGGAACGGCUGCGCAGGAACGGCUGCGCAGGAACGGCUUCGCAGAAACGGCUGCGCAGAAGCGGCUGCGCAGAAACGGCUGCGCAGAAACGGCUGCGCAGAAGCGGCUGCGCAGAAGCGGCUGCGCAGAAACGGCUGCGCAGAAGCGGCUGCGCAGAGGCGGCUGCGCAGAAGCGGCUGCGCGGAAGCGGCUGCGCGGAAGCGGCUGCGCGGAAGCGGCUGCGCGGAAGCGGCUGCGCGGAAGCGGCUGCGCGGAAACGGCUGCGCGGAAACGGCUGCGCGGAAACGUCUGCGCGGAAACGGCUGCGCGGAAACGGCUGCGCAUAAACGGCUGCGCAUAAACGGCUGCGCAGGAACGGCUGCGCAGGAACGGCUGCGCAGGAACGGCUGCGCAGGAACGGCUGCGCAGGAACGGCUGCGCAGGAACGGCUGCGCAGGAACGGCUGCGCAGGAACGGCUGCGCAGGAACGGCUGCGCAGGAACGGCUGCGCAGGAACGGCUGCGCAGGAACGGCUGCGCAGGAACGGCUGCGCAGGAACGGCUGCGCAGGAACGGCUGCGCAGGAACGGCUGCGCAGGAACGGCUGCGCAGGAACGGCUGCGCAGGAACGGCUGCGCAGGAACGGCUGCGCAGGAACGGCUGCGCAGGAACGGCUGCGCAGGAACGGCUGCGCAGGAACGGCUGCGCAGGAACGGCUGCGCAGGAACGGCUGCGCAGGAACGGCUGCGCAGGAACGGCUGCGCAGGAACGGCUGCGCAGGAACGGCUGCGCAGGAACGGCUGCGCAGAAACGGCUGCGCAGAAACGGCUGCGCAGGAACGGCUGCGCAGGAACGGCUGCGCAGGAACGGCUGCGCAGGAACGGCUGCGCAGAAACGGCUGCGCAGGAGCGGCUGCGCAGGAGCGGCUGCGCAGGAGCGGCUGCGCAGGAGCGGCUGCGCAGGAGCGGCUGCGCAGGAGCGGCUGCGCAGAAACGGCUGCGCAGGAGCGGCUGCGCCGAAGCGGCUGCGCAGGAGCGGCUGCGCAGGAGCGGCUGCGCAGGAGCGGCUGCGCAGAAGCGGCUGCGCAGAAGCGGCUGCGCAGAAGCGGCUGCGCAGAAGCGGCUGCGCAGAAGCGGCUGCGCAGAAGCGGCUGCGCAGAAGCGGCUGCGCAGAAGCGGCUGCGCAGAAGCGGCUGCGCAGAAGCGGCUGCGCAGAAGCGGCUGCGCAGAAGCGGCUGCGCAGAAGCGGCUGCGCAGAUGCGGCUGCGCAGAAGCGGCUGCGCAGAAGCGGCUGCGCAGAAGCGGCUGCGCAGAAGCGGCUGCGCAGAAGCGGCUGCGCAGAAGCGGCUGCGCAGAAGCGGCUGCGCAGAAGCGGCUGCGCAGAAGCGGCUGCGCAGAAGCGGCUGCGCAGAAGCGGCUGCGCAGAAGCGGCUGCGCAGAAACGGCUGCGCAGAAACGGCUGCGCAGAAACGGCUGCGCAUAAACGGCUGCGCAUAAACGGCUGCGCAGAACGGCUGCGCAGGAACAGCUGCGCAGGAACAGCUGCGCAGAAACAGCUGCGCAGAAGCGGCUGCGCAGAAACGGCAGCGCAGAAACGGCUGCGCAGAAGCGGCUGCGCAGAAGCGGCUGCGCAGAAACGGCUGCGCAGAAGCGGCUGCGCAGAAGCGGCUGCGCAGAAGCGGCUGCGCAGAAGCGGCUGCGCAGAAGCGGCUGCGCAGAAGCGGCUGCGCAGGAACGGCUGCGCAGGAACGGCUGCGCAGGAACGGCUGCGCAGGAACGGCUUCGCAGAAACGGCUGCGCAGAAGCGGCUGCGCAGAAACGGCUGCGCAGAAACGGCUGCGCAGAAGCGGCUGCGCAGAAGCGGCUGCGCAGAAGCGGCUGCGCAGAGGCGGCUGCGCAGAGGCGGCUGCGCGGAAGCGGCUGCGCGGAAGCGGCUGCGCGGAAGCGGCUGCGCGGAAGCGGCUGCGCGGAAGCGGCUGCGCGGAAGCGGCUGCGCGGAAGCGGCUGCGCGGAAACGGCUGCGCGGAAACGGCUGCGCGGAAACGGCUGCGCGGAAACGGCUGCGCAGGAACGGCUGCGCAGGAACGGCUGCGCAGGAACGGCUGCGCAGGAACGGCUGCGCAGGAACGGCUGCGCAGGAACGGCUGCGCAGGAACGGCUGCGCAGGAACGGCUGCGCAGGAACGGCUGCGCAGGAACGGCUGCGCAGGAACGGCUGCGCAGGAACGGCUGCGCAGGAACGGCUGCGCAGGAACGGCUGCGCAGGAACGGCUGCGCAGGAACGGCUGCGCAGGAACGGCUGCGCAGGAACGGCUGCGCAGGAACGGCUGCGCAGGAACGGCUGCGCAGGAACGGCUGCGCAGAAGCGGCUGCGCAGAAGCGGCUGCGCAGAAGCGGCUGCGCAGAAGCGGCUGCGCAGAAGCGGCUGCGCAGAAGCGGCUGCGCAGAAGCGGCUGCGCAGAAGCGGCUGCGCAGAAGCGGCUGCGCAGAAGCGGCUGCGCAGAAGCGGCUGCGCAGAAGCGGCUGCGCAGAAGCGGCUGCGCAGAAGCGGCUGCGCAGAAGCGGCUGCGCAGAAGCGGCUGCGCAGAAGCGGCUGCGCAGAAGCGGCUGCGCAGAGGCGGCUGCGCAGAAGCGGCUGCGCAGAAGCGGCUGCGCAGAAGCGGCUGCGCAGAAGCGGCUGCGCAGAAGCGACUGCGCAGAAGCGGCUGCGCAGAAGCGGCUGCGCAGAAGCGGCUGCGCAGAAACGGCUGCGCAGAAACGGCUGCGCAUAAACGGCUGCGCAUAAACGGCUGCGCAGAAACGGCUGCGCAGAAACGGCUGCGCAGAAACGGCUGCGCAGAAACGGCUGCGCAUGAACGGCUGCGCAGGAACGGCUGCGCAGGAACAGAUGCGCAGGAACAGAUGCGCAGGAACGGCUGCGCAGGAACGGCUGCGCAGGAACGGCUGCGCAGGAACGGCUGCGCAGAAACGGCUGCGCAGAAACGGCUGCGCAGGAACGGCUGCGCAGGAACGGCUGCGCAGGAACGGCUGCGCAGGAACGGCUGCGCAGGAACGGCUGCGCAGGAACGGCUGCGCAGGAACGGCUGCGCAGGAACGGCUGCGCAGGAACGGCUGCGCAGGAACGGCUGCGCAGUAACGGCUGCGCAGGAACGGCUGCGCAGGAACGGCUGCGCAGGAACGGCUGCGCAGGAACGGCUGCGCAGGAACGGCUGCGCAGAAACGGCUGCGCAGAAACGGCUGCGCAGAAACGGCUGCGCAGAAACGGCUGCGCAGAAGCGGCUGCGCAGAAGCGGCUGCGCAGAAGCGGCUGCGCAGAAGCGGCUGCGCAGAAGCGGCUGCGCAGAAGCGGCUGCGCAGAAGCGGCUGCGCAGAAGCGGCUGCGCAGAAGCGGCUGCGCAGAAGCGGCUGCGCAGAAACGGCUGCGCAGAAACGGCUGCGCAUAAACGGCUGCGCAGAAACGGCUGCGCAGAAACGGCUGCGCAGAAACGGCUGCGCAUGAACGGCUGCGCAGGAACGGCUGCGCAGGAACGGCUGCGCAGGAACGGCUGCGCAGGAACGGCUGCGCAGGAACGGCUGCGCAGGAACGGCUGCGCAGGAACGGCUGCGCAGGAACGGCUGCGCAGAAACGGCUGCGCAGGAACGGCUGCGCAGGAACGGCUGCGCAGGAACGGCUGCGCAGGAACGGCUGCGCAGGAACGGCUGCGCAGGAACGGCUGCGCAGAACGGCUGCGCAGGAACGGCUGCGCAGGAACGGCUGCGCAGGAACGGCUGCGCAGAAACUGCUGCGCAGAAACGGCUGCGCAGAAACGGCUGCGCAGAAACGGCUGCGCAGAAACGGCUGCGCAGAAACGGCUGCGCAGAAGCGGCUGCGCAGAAGCGGCUGCGCAGAAGCGGCUGCGCAGAAGCGGCUGCGCAGAAGCGGCUGCGCAGAAGCGGCUGCGCAGAAGCGGCUGCGCAGAAGCGGCUGCGCAGAAGCGGCUGCGCAGAAGCGGCUGCGCAGAAGCGGCUGCGCAGAAGCGGCUGCGCAGAAGCGGCUGCGCAGAAGCGGCUGCGCAGAAGCGGCUGCGCUGA
Messenger RNA from Schistocerca nitens (vagrant locust), 16305 nucleotides. RefSeq lists its product as uncharacterized. The annotation marks the transcript as partial. NCBI's taxonomy places the organism in Eukaryota, Metazoa, Arthropoda, Insecta, Orthoptera, Acrididae. The transcript is spliced from 17 exons. The record is from RefSeq and is a predicted model, not a curated record.